GAGCCCACGUCACUGGUUUCCACGGUGGGCUGAUCCAGCGCCGCUCUUCCGGUGGAGACGUGGCUCAGCGCUGCUGCCAUAUUGACGCUAGCUGGCUAACAAUCACACAAGUGGAAGUCGGCUGUACGUCCGCACCUUGCAGCUCCAGGAGUUGACUAGAGAAAGCGCCCGAGCACGAAACACGAGAGACGGAAGGAUCGUCGUACCAUAGAGAGAGACCAAAAUGGUGCUGUUGGCAGCGGCGGUAUGCACCAAGGCCGGUAAGGCCAUCGUAUCGCGGCAGUUUGUGGAAAUGACCCGGACGCGUAUCGAGGGUCUCCUGGCAGCAUUCCCUAAACUGAUGAACACGGGCAAGCAGCACACCUUCGUGGAAACAGACAGCGUCCGCUACGUGUACCAGCCGCUGGAGAAACUCUACAUGGUCCUCAUCACCACCAAGAACAGCAACAUCCUGGAGGACCUGGAAACACUCAGACUCUUCUCCCGUGUGAUCCCAGAGUACUGUCGUGUGCUGGAGGAGAGUGAAAUCUCGGAGCACUGUUUUGACCUGAUCUUUGCCUUCGAUGAGAUCGUGGCACUCGGCUACAGAGAGAACGUCAACCUGGCUCAGAUCCGCACCUUCACAGAGAUGGACUCCCACGAGGAGAAGGUUUUCCGCGCUGUCAGAGAGACUCAGGAAAGAGAGGCCAAGGCAGAGAUGAGGAGGAAGGCCAAGGAGCUGCAGCAGGCUAGGAGGGACGCUGAGCGCUCUGGAAAGAAGGUGCCAGCCUUUGGCGGCUUCGGCAGUGCCGGCAUGACCAGUGUCUCCUCAGGGUCCAUCAUCACAGACACCAUCGUCGAGCCUGAGAAGCCCAAGAUCACACCAGCUCCAGUCAGGCCAAGUGGACCCAGUAAGGCUCUGAAACUGGGUGCCAAAGGCAAAGAAGUGGACAACUUUGUGGACAAGCUCAAGUCUGAGGGGGAAACCAUCAUGCCCACUUCAGGAAAGAGGGGCUCAGAUGUAUCUAAAGCUCUACCACCACCAGUCAACGUGGAGAGCGUACAUCUGCGUGUGGAGGAGAAGAUCACACUGACCUGCGGCCGUGACGGCGGCCUACAGAACAUGGAGGUGCUGGGUAUGGUGACGCUCCGAGUCACAGACGACAAGAACGGACGCAUCCGCCUCAUUAUCAACAACAAUGACAACAAAGGACUGCAGCUGCAAACACAUCCCAACGUGGACAAGAAGCUGUUCACAGCCGAGUCCGUGAUUGGCCUGAAGAACCCAGAGAAGUCCUUCCCUCUCAACAAUGAUGUCGGCGUGCUCAAGUGGAGACUACAGACCACAGACGAGUCCCUCAUACCUCUAACCAUAAACUGCUGGCCUUCAGAGAGCGGUACCGGCUGUGAUGUCAACAUCGAGUACGAGCUGCAGGAGGAGAACCUCGAGCUGAACGACGUGGUCAUCAGCAUCCCUGUACCGUCCGGUGUGGGAGCGCCCGUGAUCGGUGACCUGGACGGAGAGUACAAACACGACAGCAGGCGAAACAUUCUGGAGUGGUGCCUACCCGUCAUCGAUGCCAACAACAAGAGCGGCAGCCUGGAGUUCAGCAUCGCCGGACAGCCCAAUGACUUCUUCCCCAUCAGCGUGUCCUUUGUGUCCAAACGCAACUACUGCGACAUUCAGGUUACCAAAGUGACUCACGUAGACGGCGACAGCUCUGUUAGAUUCUCUUCAGAAACCUCCUUUGUUGUCGACAAAUACGAAAUCCUGUAAAAAGAAAAAAAAAAAGAAAAAAUGAAAGAAAACAUCAAAAUCAAAAAACUAAAAAAAAAUCACCAACAAAAAAAAGUCCAAAUCUAUCCUACAGAGAAAGAUUGAAGAUUUCUUGCCUGCCCACCCUGUAUACUAUUUCAGAGACUGUGUACAUCGACAGGACUCCGUCAGCCCUCUGGCCAAGCCUCUUCCUGUGGUGGAGCAGAGCAGCGGUGGUGUAUUUAUAUGUUUGUAUGAGAGAGGAUCAUCUAUAUAUAGAGUUAAUUGAACAGAAAAAAACCAACAAACACACACACACACACACACACACACACACACACACACAAAAGAAAACUACACUGAUGCUGUCAUGUUCGCCAAGCAGAACUGUAAAGAGGACUUCAGACUAAGUAGAGGAUGACUGUGGGGGGAGCAGGAGAGGCCGGCAGCCGCCUCCUCCUCCACCAUCUAUCAGUGAAACCCUGCCUAGAGAGGGAGAACAGGGACCUGAGGCCACUAGAACGAGCGCCGGUAGUUUAGCAUCCUCCACAACCUUUCUGCUUCACACUCACAUGGGUUCAUUCAUACAAGCCGCUCUCGAUCGGGGUUCUUUGCUUUUGUUUUUUCAGACUUUCUGAUCCGUAAUAACUGCAGAAUUGUAGCUGUCAAUCAUUAGAAGCCUGUCACUCUUUAAUUGUUAAACUAUUGUGAUUUGAUCUAUUGAUAUCUCACUUCAGAUUAUUGUUUUUUUUUUUUUUUUUCUUGUGAGGACACUUUGAUUUUCAGUCUUUGUAGGGAGGUUAACAGCUCUGUGCUCCGUAUAUUCUGUCAUGUCUGUCUGCAGUUAUCAUCAGCAAAUUGUCGCAGCGUGUCCUUUCAUUUUUAACUUUGAUAUUUUUUACUGUUUGCUGUAUUCUUUGUCACGGUUUACCACUAAUCCGGUUAUUGAAAUCUGACAGUGAAGAGCAGGACUUUGUAAGGAAUUCUCAGCUGCAGGGCAAAGUUACCCACCAGUAAAAAAAAAAACAAAAAAACAUUUGACUGUUGCAUCUGUUGGAUUCUCUUAUGACCUUUUUUUUUUUUCCUAUUGUCACACCAUUGCACCCACUCCUCACUGUCAAAAAAGAGACGUCAUGUUUCACUCUGGUCUGUUUAAGAUCCAGUAAUCAGCGCUCAGAGUUGACUUUGAACGCUGCCCAGAAACAACAUCCAAACCCCCCCCUAAUCUUACAUCCCACAAGGUGUUUCAGAGCCGAGUGGACAUGUGAUAGUGGAAAUCCACACACACAGAUCAGGGAUCAGUGACUGGCAGCCUGAUAUCGGACCCCUCACAUCCAAAGGUAAGCAGAGAGACGACAGGAGCCCCCGCAGUGAACUCUGCUGCCGCCUGCCGACAGCCUCACUCAUCCACCCGGUCAUCCUUUACUUACAUUCUCAUAUUACAUCGACUUUAUUCAAUAUAUAACAUUUUGUCUUUCAUGUUCUUGUUUUUUUUUUUUCUUUUCAUUUGUACUCCCCAAAUUUCAAUUUAGCAAUGGUUGUGUGGAUGUGGGGUUGAAAAUGACUAGAUUGAGCAUUUUUAACUAAAUUACUGAAGGGGAAUCUUAACAUUCCAGUGUACAAUUAGAAAAAAAGAAUCUUUAAUGGAAUAAAAUGUAUUAUUGAAAAUGUAA
This is a messenger RNA of Larimichthys crocea (large yellow croaker), 3408 nucleotides long. RefSeq names its product archain 1b (gene arcn1b). The transcript has 10 exons. Gene Ontology annotation, cellular component: COPI vesicle coat. The record is from RefSeq and is a predicted model, not a curated record. NCBI's taxonomy places the organism in Eukaryota, Metazoa, Chordata, Actinopteri, Sciaenidae. Gene Ontology annotation, biological process: Golgi localization; retrograde vesicle-mediated transport, Golgi to endoplasmic reticulum; endoplasmic reticulum to Golgi vesicle-mediated transport. Bases 224 to 1756 code for a protein of 510 amino acids.